Durusdinium trenchii is the source of this 618-nucleotide messenger RNA. Lineage: Eukaryota; Dinophyceae; Suessiales; Symbiodiniaceae. The record is from the annotation of a GenBank genome assembly.
UAAUGAUUUGCUUGUUGGACGCCCAAAACUGACGUUGGAGCUUGGCUCCUGUGAUGGCUGCAAAGACUGUGGCCGCACCCACAGUGCCGUUUGAAGUGCAGAAAGAUGCCGUGGUUUGCCAGGAGGCGAAGGUUCAAGGAGUGCAUAGCAUUAAAGUUGGCCAGGGAACAGUGAUUCAUCCUGCCAGUUUGAUCAACGCUCAGGCUGGACCCAUUGUCAUUGGCUCCUUCAACAUCAUUGAGGAGCAGGUUGAGAUUGUCAACUCCUCAGAAGUACCUCUUGUGAUCGGCGAUCACAAUAUGCUGGAGGUGGGAGUCAAGGUUCUGGGAGAGGGAGGUCAGCGCAUGGGAGAUGGAAACCUGCUGGAGUGCCGAUCAGUGCUACCACCUGGUUGUUCCAUUGGCCAUGGCUGCACGCUUGGCGCAUGCACUUCCCUGGAGGAGGGCGAGGUCUUGAGCGAUGAGACGGUCGUGGUGGCGCCCGGGCUACGACACCUUGAGCCUGGUGCACGGGAGGCUCAUGUGCAGGCCGUGAGCAAGUUCAUUGAAGUUCUGAAGGAGACGUUGCCUCGCUGCCACCAUUUGCGUAAGAGCAAUGUGAAGACGUGAGGGUGGAGAG